This is a messenger RNA of Opisthorchis viverrini, 1569 nucleotides long. RefSeq lists its product as hypothetical. The record is from RefSeq and is a predicted model, not a curated record. Gene Ontology annotation, cellular component: nucleus. The coding region runs from base 1 to 1569 and encodes 522 amino acids. Gene Ontology annotation, molecular function: zinc ion binding. The transcript has a single exon. Lineage: Eukaryota; Metazoa; Platyhelminthes; Trematoda; Opisthorchiida; Opisthorchiidae.
AUGCGCAGAAUCAGAAGACCGUAUCCACAUUCCUCUGUCCGGCAAUCCCCCAGUUCAAGAGUUUACAUAGAAGGGUGCAGAAUAAUUCCCAACGAAAUUAAUCAAAAUUCAUCUGAAAUUUCUUUGGAUCAAAACGUCUGUUCAUCAUCAUUACCGGUUGAUACAACAGACAGCAACGCAAUGAACUACUUUGUGAAUGUGGCACCAAACAAUCUGAGUGAAGGUGGAAUAGAGACUGCCAAUAAUACAGUAGAGGUCUUUUCUCCUACGGAUCAGGAAGAUACGAAGUAUGUUCGUAUCCUGCGAUCCAUUAGGGAGGUAAUUUCAUGUUGCGCCUGUUAUUCCAGUGACACCAUAAUGAAGGAAUGCACCAAUGGGCACUUGAUUUGCCAAAACUGCUUUCUAACGCUGCGCCAGGAUGAACGCCCGCAGUGUCCAACAUGUCGCGCCAGUCUCUAUUCUGAUAGCAGGCGUGCCCUUGUUGCCCAAAAAGUGCUUUCGGAAUUACCGGACCUCUGCACAGAUUGCAAUACGUCCAUGUUGCACAAAUCAUUACCCAGCCACCGCUUGAAUGCUUGCCCUAAACGAAGGGUUGCCUGUGGUCUAUCUGCUCUAGGAUGUGACUGGACGGGGUGUGCUGAUGAAUACGAUUCACACUAUCAUGAAUGUAACACGCGGAAGCAAUUAACUGAACAGCCGGUUGGAGAGAAUUUGGAGUGGCUACUCAGCCGAUUCAAAAAGCGGGAGCAAACAAUGCGUGAAACUUUUCACUGCUUUUCUAAUAUGCUGAGACACUUGGAGUCACACGAACUGCAGAUGGUCACAAUUACCCUAGCCAACGUCACUAGUGGCGAAAGCACUUUACUUUAUCGAAGCGACCACUUUCAUGUCAACCAAUCAAGAUGGACGGCUGAGAUAAGCAUGAGUAUUCCAGGCGAACAACCGGGGCAGCAACCACAACCUGAGGACCAAUUGAGUGUUACGUCUGAUCAGGUGAGCACAGAUGUCACACCUGACUGUGCCGAUGCCUCUGGUUUGGGAAAUUCAGCGAAUCCAUUACUAAGGUCUUUCGCGGAUAGUGCUGGUUUGCUGCCUACAGUUGGCCAACAAAGUAGUCGAAGGAGACGCUGGCAUCACGGAUCAAGCAUUCGACAUCAUCCUUAUCAACUGCCAAUGCCUCCUAAUGCGGCAGGAGUGCACGGCUCCACAGCAGUCCUACAUGAAAUGCCCAACACAGUGACCCAAAGUGCUGAUCGUACGACUGACCACGAUUCUCUUGGGGAGAUAACCUAUCGAAUGCUCAAAGAAAAUAGUCCAGGAAUAGGUCGCAGAUCGUAUGCAUUUUCCCUCUUACAGAUUCGAGUGCCUGAUACAGGUAUACAAAUUUAUGCCCGACCACAAUUGCAGACUUUCCGAUUUACCAAUCGUGGUGACCAUACUUCAUAUUUCACCGUACAUCCAAUUCGCUGGAGAUAUAUUAGUUCACUAAGGGAACUUUCAAAAUUUCGUGUUGUGCAGGCAGAAGUUGUAAUUGCUCGACGCAUUGUUGAUGAUCAUCUUGAGAGCUGA